Messenger RNA from Lucilia sericata (common green bottle fly), 2357 nucleotides. RefSeq names its product Usher syndrome type-1G protein homolog (gene Sans). Bases 538 to 2064 code for a protein of 508 amino acids. The record is from RefSeq and is a predicted model, not a curated record. Gene Ontology annotation, molecular function: protein binding. The transcript has 6 exons. NCBI's taxonomy places the organism in Eukaryota, Metazoa, Arthropoda, Insecta, Diptera, Calliphoridae.
CUUCAUCAAAAGAAGUUAGACCGGGAAAACGCGCGCUUCGUUGCAAACCAACAUUAUAUUCAAACCUUGUACAUGUUGAAAAUAAAGUGUGUGUGUCUCUUUAUUUAAUAAUAAAGAAAAACAAAAUUAAAUUCGAAAGUGUUCAAGUGUUCCAAGCUCACGAUCUGUGGCAUUACAAGUUUUGCAAGAAACAAUAAUAAAACAAAUAGAAAGAAAAAUUAUAAAAGAAAAACAAAUUUUAGUUCCAUGGAAAUAAAUUAACGUUAUGAUGACACUUUGAACUUGUCCCAUCAAAAUAACAAAACAAAUAAAAUUACAAACAAAGACCUCUAGAAAUGCUAGAGUGGUAAAAAUAACCAUAGUAAUGGUUGAGUAAAUUUCAUCGUAUUCGUAAGAUACUAACUAACAUACAUACAAAUGUAUUAAAAAGGAAAGUGUUACUCUGCUGGUGGAGUACUAAAUUGCUACAGGUUUUUGGUUGCUGCUAUUACUAGUAUUGUUGUAGUUGGCAGUUUGUGCUUUAGCACGAUCAUAAGAAUGUCUUCCGAUCGUUUUCACAAGGCAGCUAAAGAUGGUCUUUUAGAUGUUUUAAAAGAAGCCACACGUAAAGACGCUAAUUCAAAAGAUGAUGAUUCUAUGACACCCGUUUUGUGGGCCUCAUUUGAAGGACAUUUAGAAGCAUUGCGCUUAUUAUGUGGUAGAGGUGGUGACCCCGAUAAAUGUGAUCAGUUUGGUAACACAGCCCUACAUUUAGCAUCGGCUAAGGGACAUUUGCGUUGUGUGGAUUUUUUGGUAAAAUUUGGUGUCAACAUCUACGCUUUGGAUAUAGACAAACAUAGUGCCAAAGAUUUGGCAGCUAUUAAUAAUCGAGAUGAAAUUUUACGUUAUUUGGAUGCGGCUACAGCCAACUUUGAGGCAAACGACAGAAAAAAAGCUAAAGCUAUGAAAGAAGUUGCCGAAAAGAAUUGUGAAAAACGCAUUAAGGAAUAUAUGAAACGUCAACAGAAACAGGAUCAAGAUUUUAAAGAACUAAAAUCUUCUAUUUCACCCAACAAUGCUGGUAAAUCGGGCAAAAUGUUAUCAACACUAAAGCAGAAAAUUUGGUCGAGUCAAGGAAAUCUGCAUAAAGUUACCAAAGAAGUAUCACCAGGUCCUACAAAUGGCUCAACUAAUGCCGGAGGUGGUGUUAAAUUUAGUGAAUUGGUGCAAACAGGUUCGGGUAGUUGUGGUGGUUCUGUUGCCAGUCGCAAGGGAAAUACAGUAUCGAAAAUGAAAGGAUGUUCUAACAUAGACAGCGGUUUCAAAAUUGGAGAAAUUGAACCGGAUGGCCGGCGUACUAUUACUUCAUUAAGUGGCGUACAAAGAGAUUCUGAAGUUCUCUAUGUGGGCACUUUUAGUUCGAAUGAGGACAACGGCAAACGUGGCAAAAUAAGUGGCCUAUUUGAGGUAGAAGAGGCAUGUAAUUCUGAUACAGAUCAUAUCAAUGGCAAAGCAGGCUAUGGUACUCUUUCAAGAUCAUUUUCACAACCCGAUAUUUUGGCUGACAAUGAGUCUAGUGAUCACUUGAGAUCUGAAAUGACUUUACAAAGACCCACUGGUUUGUUUGAUCGUCCAAUGUUGGGUAGUAUCGCUUUUCGUAGAUCUGUAACGGCGGCUCUUAGCCAGCUAAACACUGAUGCCUACAACAUGGAUCAAGAUACCACAACACAACCUUCGACUCGUACCAAUUCAAUUAGCUCCAAAUCGCGUUCGGGCAAGCAAAGAUCAUUUUUAAAUCUAACUGAUUCUGAUUCCGAUGGUGCCGAAGCUUACAGUGAUGAUGAUGACGAUCAAGAUGUAGCUGGAGGACCAAUACAACGUUUUCUCUGUGUCUGGGGUUUGGAGGAAUAUUUACCUAUUUUUCAAAAGCAACAAAUUGAUUUGGAUACUUUGUUGCUGUUAACCGAAGCUGAUUUAAAAUCUCUUGGUCUACCAUUGGGUCCCUUCCGCAAGUUAAGCUUUGCUAUACAAGAGCGGAAAAAUGCCUUGGCCAAUCCUGGUAUAAUGAAGGAUUCUCAUUUAUAGAAAUUUUAACGAAUUUUCAAUAAUUUAAUUAUAUUUACUGCCUUUUAAGUAACCGCUCACUCAAUUAGUGAUAUCGCUAACAGUUUGUAUUUUACAGUAUUGUACAAAAUUAAAAAAAUUAUAAAGUUGAUAUUAAAACGAAAAACAACAGAUACCUUUUCGAGAAAUUUGCAUUUGAAAGUCGGAGCUCACUUUGCUGAAAUAUUAGCAUAAACCCACAACUGCGAAGAUAUUGUUAUUACCGUUACCUGGCCUUAAUUUAUCUCUAAAAAUGUAUUUAAUUCGAAAUUCGC